Molecule: messenger RNA, 1944 nt
Organism: Prunus armeniaca (apricot)
Lineage: Eukaryota; Viridiplantae; Streptophyta; Magnoliopsida; Rosales; Rosaceae
Source: the annotation of a GenBank genome assembly
AUGUCCGAACCUCAAGGCACACCCACCAAGAGCGAGGGUGAGUGUGAUAGAUCAUCAACAUCCAGUCCAUUGAGGUCCAAACAAGAGCAGAAAGAACAACAGGAUGGCCGAAAUUCAGAUUCAUUGUCAAUACCGAAGGAUUUGCACGGCAAUUAUAGCGAUAUUUCAGGAAAGAAAGAGAUGGAGGCUCAACAUUCCAGUAGUAGUCAUCCAUCAAAACUUAAACAUUUCAGUCACAGCCAUGAAUUGACGUUCGAAGAAGAACGGAAAAAGAAAAACUAUGAUGCCGAAGUAGUUUUUUGCAAUGCGUGCGAGGAGCCAGUGUUUGGCCCUAGAUACAGUUGCAACACAUGUGUCGACCCCAAUUCCACCUUCAACCUCCAUAAAUCAUGUGUGGAGGAGUUAUCCUGCGAGAUCAUCGAGCACCCGAUUCACUGGCACAAACUGAAAUUCGAAUGUAAAACAGAGCCAUCCGCAGAACUUUUCACUUGUCAUGCCUGCCACCAACCUUGUAGAUUAGCCUACGCUUGUUCCGAAUGUGAUCUUGCCCUUCACCUCAAAUGUGCCUCCAAUUGGCGCCACAUUCUUGACAGGAAAAAGCGCCACGUGCAUCAAUUCAGCGUCCUUCGGAAAGGAACUCCAUUUGAUUGUGAGGUAUGCGGCCAAAGUCAGGAUUCACUCCGCUACCUUUGUACCAUCUGCCACCUCUUGGUCGGUAAGGAAUGCACACAAUCACUACCACACGCCAUCAAAAUUAGCUCGCACGAAGACCCUCUCAUGCUCAUCUGGUUCCUUGAACUGUUGCACCCGAAGGACCAAAUUUGUAAAAUUUGCUAUACAAGCACGAACAGAAGUCGCGCUGUUUAUCGAUGUCGAUUCUGUGAUUACGUUGCCCACACUCUAUGCUCCAUGGACAAAAUAACCGACGCCGAUGAUGCUUACAUCCAACUUUAUAUAACAAGACUUCGGAGUUUCAAAUUGAAAUUAAGGGAGAUACAGCCAAGUGAGCGAGUUGGGGAACGGGAGAUCAAGCAUUUCAGUCACGAUCAUACCUUAACCCUCAAUGAUGAACUUAGAGAUAAUGAUGCAAUUACUUGUAACGGUUGCAUGGGGCCCAUCACCAUCCGUACCCGUAACUUUUAUUGUUGUACACAAGAUUGCCUUUUUUUUCUCCAUGUAGAAUGUGCUCUAUUAUUUAAAGAACAGCUUCACCCAUUUCAUCCACAAGAGCUCCAACUCCUCACAAAAGCUCAUACCUUUGACGGACUGUUUAACUGUCGUAUGUGCCACAGCUUGAGCCAAGGCUUCUGUUACCAUUGUAAAAGAUGUGACAAAUACCUGGACCUCCAAUGCAUGUCUAUUUCCAACCCUCUUCUACAUGACGCUCAUAUACACACCCUCCACUUGAACUCUAGUUCAAGCAAGGACCAUUGCGGGGGUUGUGGUAUCUCUCUUGCGGAUUUUCGCUUCAGUUGCUUCAAAUGUAAGUUUCAUUUGUGCAUUCCAUGUGUUAAACUACCUGCUACUGCUAGGUACAAAUACCAGGAUGAUCCUCUCAAGCUCGCCUACGAUUCCGUUGAAAAUGAACUAGGUGAAUAUUACUGCGACAUAUGCGAAGGAGAACGAGAUCCAACACAUUGGUUCUACAAGUCCGAACAUUGUGACUUUGAAUGCCAUCCUCAUUGCAUUCUAGGGCGGCAUCCGCAAGUUAAGUUAGGGAGCAGUUGCAGGCUUGAUGCUCACCCACACAUUGUCACUUAUGUUGAUAAGAGAAAGAGUGCCAUUCCUUCUGAUAAGAGAGAGAGAAUUCUUCCUUGCAACGGGUGUGGUGAACCUUGCGAAGGAUUGGUGUUUGAAUGUUCUGUGUGUAAUAAAGAUUAUCACCGAAAAGAAACUUGUCUGAGUCACUACAACACAACUGCCGAGGUAAUACGUCCGUGCUAA